AUGGAGAACUUGAAUGUGCUCCAGGUUUGCGUUUACGUUACUAGGGUGUGAGCACGUCCACGUUCGGUGUGGUCCAGUACUGCAGUGUUCAGCUUCCUCGGCGCCAUCUUCCCCUGAGGUGGUCUUCGUGGCUGGAUGUAUCGUCUCGCCCUCAAGCCGACUAGGCGAUAACCUGUCCAGUCUGCCUCGUCAGACCACUUCUUUAUCCAGUACUUCACGGUGGUAUCAUCUACAGUCCAGCAGUUGCCAUUGGUUUGGCCCACAUUCGUCUUCUUGCGGUCAGGAAAACAGGAGAAUGUUGUCAAUCUGGCGCCUGUGUUCUGCACUCCAGGGGGGAGUCCAUUGUUGCAUUUUCCUACGUCAUGACGACCAACCGCCCCUUCCAGGUAGCGUGAUUUGCGUUUGUUGAAAUCGAUGGUCGAACUGUUGGGUGACUUGUACGGACCAGAUAGAGCGAGUACCAGGUUCACCGAGAAGCGGUAGUGAUCCGUAGCUUUUGCGGUGUGUGUCUUUUUCCCCCCAAAUGCACUUCUUUCAACCAAAACCAGUGAUACUUGAUAGUGAGGUACAUAUUCCCUAAAAAUACCUAGAUAUAUGACAGUCCUCGCCAUAAUGUUCCGACUGUACUGACACGACGUCUUAAAAUCUGUCCCUCUGGCACACGAAAUUAUAAGGAGCGACUCAGAACACAACCCUCUCGGAAGCGUAUCCUUCCACAGCGAAGUAAUGUUGCAUCUACAUUGAACCUAAGCAGAUCUUCUUAGGAGUCCUCAGUCCGCUCGUCUUUCAAAGCUAACAAUCCAGAGGAUUUAGUAAAACGAAAAAGACAAUUUGAGCCUGACUUAUAGACUUGAGGGAAAUACUACUCCUCUGACCGAACCUUCUUAUUCUUCCGACAAAGUUAGCCUUAGCUUUGUGCCUUCACUGGCGGUUUUUGUGGUUGAUGCGAUAAGCGCUUGAUACGUUCGGUCUUAAUUACCGUGCCACGCCAGUAACGAAUUACCCUACCCAGGCGCAGUUUUAACACUGCGCCCACGCGCGUAUUUGUCCCUUUCCGUUUGUGCCACCAAUAAAAUAACUGAAGGUUAGAUCCACUUCCUAUAACCAUGGUCUCUUCAUUUAUUCGGAUAUCAGGCACUCCAAUUAGUUAAGUAUAUUUCAUAGAUGUUUUGGCAGAUUUUGAAUAAUUCAUAUUGACCAAACUGUGAAAAAGUCGACGCCUCGGUGGGAUUCGAACCCACGACAGCAAGGGGAACGCUUUAGUACAGCCAACGCUCUGACCACUUGAGCUGCGAGGCCCCGCCGGACGACGCGAGUUUAAUCACACUUGGGUCAAGCUACCCGCCCAACCUACUGCAACGUCUGGAAUCCACCAAAUAUGAUACAGUAAGUUGACUGCCCAGGCAGGAUUUCCUAAGUAAUUCACCUAGAAUCCACCAGAUGACUACCAGGCUCACGUAAUUCAUAGAUGUUUUGGCAGAUUUUGAAUAAUUCCCAAAUCGGCAAGCCCCGAUGGAUUCGAAUGCCAUCACGCCUUUCCAAUAUGAACUACGUUAAAUGAAGCAGCAGUCGGAAAAGAAAUCUGUGCGGACAUUUAGCUAUAUGUUUUAUGUCUGAAACCAACAUAUUGAAACCGUUGGAUGAAAAGGCACAUGUUUGCUCAGUUGCCUUUUACCAACUGUCACCCCGGAUAUUUUUUUGGGUCGGCGAAAGCGAACCAUAGCUGCGCCUGCCUGAGGCUAACUUGUCGCUUAGUCGGAAAGUUAGUUUCGCAGUUAUAUUGCAUUCGAGACAUCCGAAUGCUAGUAGUAGACUGCGUAAUGCAGAUUGUUCAAAUUGGCAAGUCGCCGUCUUUCGACAAAAGGAAUACAAUACAUUUUCUAGCACAAUAAUUGCCAGGAUUCAAUUUUCCUCUUGUGGAAGCGUGUUAUUUCAUCUUUCAAUAAACAAACAGGCCUUUAGCACAAGUUAUGUAAUCUGACUCUUAAAACUCCAUUCGGUAUAAUCGCAUUGUCCUUCAUCAUAUCGCUUUGUACGUUGCCAGUACAGAAGAAAAUACUAAUAACUGUUCGAUCGUCUUUUUUCCUCUCUAACAGUGUGACUAGUUUGCUAGUCAGGUCGACCAGUUGAUGCUUAGUUGCACACAUUUACUCGACAUUUCAAGGAAAAAUGGACACUACUAACAGCCAUAGUUUGCACUAGGUCAGAUCUUGACGAUGCACUUGCAUGAGGCAUCCAGGGGAGAAAUUUGCGGUUAGGGAUCAAAUGUUAAAAACUAGAUCAUAGAUUGUUGUAAACGUUUGGCUGUCGCGCCCGGCGACGUCCACCAUGUACCUCACGAAGUGGACGCAGCGCCGGUGACUUGCGCGGCAUCUACUGCACUCUCUCCUCCCCAACCCAGCAGACACAGAUGUCAAAACAAUGAAAAAAAGACUGGGCGUGGGCUCUAACGCAGUGGUUGACGAAACUGAAUAACCCGCCUGCGCAUGCCGCACAAAACCUGGUCCUCGUACAAUGUACCGGAUUUUCAUGAAAAGUGGGGGGAGGAGCGACCGCGAUCCCAUUUAAGUGAGACUGUCAUAGAGGGACAUAUUAAUAAGGAGCCAGCCAACCUUACUCUCAGUCCUCCGGCCAGUCGCCACAGAUACACGCACAUGGCGCUGACCGGGAGGACCGAGUUAUCCCGUCGGUUGACCAUUUUUAAGCCACAACUUCCAGCGCGAAGCAAUAAACGCAGGCGCCUUAUGGUAAAUAUUAGUGGGGAAGGCGUUGGUGUGACGUUGGGACGGGUUCCUUGUUGCUGCGCACCAGUCGACUGUCUGAGUCUGUCACCCAGUUGGGCGUGGUGACUGACAGAGAUAGGCCGUCAACAUGCACCACACCUGAUCUGAAUGCCCCUUAAUGUACCGGGAUGAGUGGGAAGAAGGCUGUUUGAUUGCCGGAGCCAUUCCUUCACUCUUCUGAGCUUUCAGACUCGUACGGGGGUCCAUCGUCAGAGAUAAAAUCGGCAACAAAACAAGCAUCCGUUACCGAGGUAUGAGUCAGUCAGACAUUAGUGAUGUUAGUCUGGAGGUGACUGCGCAGGGCUCUGCGUGCCAGCGCCAGAUCCAAAUAUAGGUUGACUGGGUCCUCUUCCGAAACCCAGGCCUCAAGCAAUUCACGGCUCGUCUUACUUCUAGCGUAGGCCAUUAUCUUCGUGGUUGUGAGGUCAAACUUAUGAUCCGUUGCCUAGGUGUCGGUAGCCUCUUGUGAUAAUCCGCUACGCCGCCGCGCAGCUAGCUCAUGCUUGUGUAUCCACGACUCGAGCAUGUGUUCAGUCUGACCUGUGUAACUACAAGGACAGUUUACGCAAUGGAUGCGGCACAAUACACCCGACUGCUCACUAGGAUUUAAUUGGUCCUUGAUUUUCGUGGCCCUGCUUCGUAUCGUAGCUUUGAACUGGUGUGCAAUUCCGACGCAGUCCCGCAGCAGUGCGCUCAGUCGCCCCCUAACACGUCGUCGAUGUAUGACAGAGCAUCCCGUACUAUGGGGUGGUUUCUAGAUUGGUCCUCAGGGGGCGAACACGUAGGCCUCGACUUAUUACCGCCUUCGGAUAGCCGUUCCGGAUGAACUGGUCGCGGCGACAUCGGGCUUCACGUGCUUUUUCUUCUGAGUUGCUAGCAAGCAUUUAAAGCCAUUUGAAAUGUGUUUUCACACAGCUUCUUUUACUAGCCACCGGAUGAUUGCUGUAGAAGCUAAGAAGCUAUGCGGUAUUCCGAGCCUUCCUCCAGACCGUUACUUCUGUUUUGCCGUUGUGACUUCGUCUGGAGGGCAGAUCGAGAAAGGGCAGCUGCUGUUCAUUCUCUUCUUUCUUGAACUCCAUAUAAGGGAAGAUUGAGUUGGGCAGAUCACGGAAAUUCUCCAGCACGUUCCUCCUCCUCCUGAUGAUGAUGAUGAUGAUGAUGAUGAUGAUGACGACGACGACGACGAUGAUGAUGACGACGACGACGACGACGACGAUGAUGAUGAUGAUGAUGAUGAUGAUGAUGAUGAUGAUGAUGAUGAUGAUGAUGAUGAUGAUGAUGAUGAUGAUGAUGAUGAUGAUGAUGAUGAUGAUGAUGAUGAUGAUGAUGAUGAUGAUGAUGAUGAUGAUGAUGAUGAUGAUGAUGAUGAUGACAAACUCGUCAUCCAUGUAACGGAGCCUUUCAGGUGA
Molecule: messenger RNA, 4192 nt
Organism: Spirometra erinaceieuropaei
Lineage: Eukaryota; Metazoa; Platyhelminthes; Cestoda; Diphyllobothriidea; Diphyllobothriidae
Source: the annotation of a GenBank genome assembly